Molecule: messenger RNA, 771 nt
Organism: Micromonas pusilla CCMP1545
Lineage: Eukaryota; Viridiplantae; Chlorophyta; Mamiellophyceae; Mamiellales; Mamiellaceae
Exons: 1
Coding region: 1-771 (256 amino acids)
Source: RefSeq, a predicted model, not a curated record
AUGGCCGCCGUCCGAUGCGCGUUCCUCCCCGCGACGACGAAGGGCGUCCGAUGCCCGAACGCAAACCUCGCGCGCGCGCGACGCGACGCGACGACGCCGCGACCGGUCGUCGUCGCUCCGCGCCGCGGCGGCGGGGACGGAAACGACCACGGCGGCGUCGACGACGGCCGUCGUCGUCGACGCGGCGUCGGCGUCGUCGCGCGCGGGAAGAAGAAGAAAGGCUUCGCGGAGCUCUUGGGCGGGGAGGACGAGCCCGUCGUCGUCGCCAAGUCGAAGUCCUCGACCGAGUUGAGCGCGUCCGAGCGGUGCCCGUGCGGCGGCGGCGCGGAGGGAGCGCCGUACGCGCGAUGCUGCAAACCCUUCCACAAGAACGAAUCCUACCCGGACGACUGCGUGACGUUGAUGCGGUCGCGGUUCUCCGCGUACGCCAAGGGCGAGGGCGAGUACGUCGUCAAGACCACGCACCCGGAGAAUCCCAUCUUCCGCGACGGCGCGAAAGCGGAGAGCGGGAAGGUGGUGUCGUCGCUCGCGGAGGACGUGCGCAUGACGUGCAAAAAGGUGAAAUUUUACGGCCUCGAGAUCGUCACCGAUCGCGCGGGGAAAAACGCCGAGGAGCACAUGGUCGGGUUCAAGUACAAGUGCAGGGUCGUCGGUCAGAAAGGGUUUAAAGAGGGCGCGGAGGAGAAUCACUCGGAGCUGAGCACGUUUCGAAAGGGCGCGGAGGACGGGAAGUGGCUCUUCUUGGACGGGAUAACCGGCGCGGUGGAGUGA